Messenger RNA from Toxotes jaculatrix (banded archerfish), 875 nucleotides. It is a transcript of the gene mphosph6, whose product is annotated as M-phase phosphoprotein 6. Gene Ontology annotation, biological process: maturation of 5.8S rRNA. NCBI's taxonomy places the organism in Eukaryota, Metazoa, Chordata, Actinopteri, Toxotidae. Bases 148 to 633 code for a protein of 161 amino acids. The transcript has 5 exons. The record is from RefSeq and is a predicted model, not a curated record.
UGUAGAUUACUCGGCCUGCUCAGUGCUGCUCGACGUUCGGCUGCUCCUGCCUGUUGUAGCAUUAGCAGCUCGUGGUUGUAGCCGAACAUUUAGCCUCUGAUCAAACCUCCAGGAGCCGCAGUGGUUCGCCCACUUUUUCUGUGAGCUAUGGCCAACGACUCGGUGAAACUCUCCAAAAAUCUCCUGCGCAUGAAGUUCAUGCAGAGAGGUCUGGAUGCUGAGACGAAGAAGCAGCUGGAAGAAGAUGAGAAGAGAAUAAUAAGUGAUGAGCACUGGUAUCUGGACCUGCCAGAGCUGAAAGCCAAAGAGAACCUGAUCAUAGAGGAGAAGAGUUUUGUGCCCUGUGAAGACCUGAAGUACGGUCGCAUGUCGUUCAAGGGUUUCAACCCUGAAGUGGAGAAGCUGAUGGCUCUGAUGAACCCAAAAGAUGAAGAGGAGGAACAGGAGGUGGAGAUCAGCAGGAUGCAGACGGACGUCACAGAUGAAGAAAUGGCUCUGAGGUACGAGAGUUUAGUGGGAAGCAUGAAGAAGAAGUUUGCUAAGAAGCGGGAGAGGGCGGCGAUGGAAGAGGACUUAAACCAGAACGCUGCAGAAACAAACACGAAGAGGAGUUUUAUGAAACCUCAGGACUGAGCUCACCAUGUGAUGGACUUUAGAAACGUGUUUUUAUGUAAAUGAUGCAGAUCGAAGCUUUUUUAUGGCUGUGAGGGAAACGUGCAGAGCUCCUCUGUGAGCGUGACAGAGCAGCGUGCACGGCGUUUUAAAGCUGGAUGGAUGUUAUACAUCCUGGUUUUUUUAAGUUGUAUCUCUGAGAUUCAGUGAGAGCUGUGAACAUACAGUGUCGUUACGAUUUUCAUUAAACACAGCUCAGUGCA